Parasteatoda tepidariorum (common house spider) is the source of this 574-nucleotide messenger RNA. RefSeq lists its product as uncharacterized. The record is from RefSeq and is a predicted model, not a curated record. NCBI's taxonomy places the organism in Eukaryota, Metazoa, Arthropoda, Arachnida, Araneae, Theridiidae.
UUAGGAAGAUGUUGUAAAAGAUGAGGAGAGAGUUUUCGUUUCUCCAGUCACAAGCGGAUGCGGAAGUAAUAUCCAACAACUUCCUUAUCCUUCGUGAAUUUUUCUCUUACGUCAAUGGAGAGUGAUAGCACGUGAUUAGCUUAUCAUCAUGUUAUAUUCCCACAACCACCGGAGAAGAAUAUGUAGCGAGAGGCAACUGCAACGAGGCUUCUGUAACAUCACUUUUCAUCCUUACCCUUUAUCACAAUUCAAUGGUUCCAUCUCACAUCGACACUCACAAAUUUUGUAUCCAAGGCAAGUUUCAGACGCCAUUUUGUAUGCAUCGCUUGUAGCCGUGUUUUAUGCUGCCAUCAUACUUAUUGUUGUUGGAAGUAACUGCCAUAGAUUUCGAAAACAUCAUUCCACAUCAGAAAAAGGCACAAAGCGUGUCGCCAAGCACCUCCUCACAACCACCGACACCAACCUUAAUAUAUUCCACAUUGUACUCAAAAGGCACAAACCACCUUCCAGCACAAAUCCCACAAUAGCGAUGGUUUGACAGUGUAAAUAAAAAGUUCUCUUUUUUAAAAAAAAA